AAGUUGGUACUAUGUACCAAAAUUUAAAUUGUACACAAUUUAUUUGUAAAAUUGUUAUGUAAUCGAUAAUUUUAAUGGCAAUGGGCAUCGGCUCGUGGGCGACCAUGGAGGGAGCCGCGGGCUUGCGUUCACUGAUCAUAAUUAUUAAUUAAUAAACAUUAUACAAGCUUACAACAUUGGUGUAAAUUUGUACUUCUAAUUUGUGAUGUUCAUCCGAUAAGACGGCAGAGAUUUGAUACCGUCGAAAUAGGUACUGACUACAACACUGUAUAUAAUAGUAAAUUGUGGCUUACAUAAUGUUAAGUAAUAAGCAAAUAAAAUAAUGACUCCAAUGUGUACGGCUAUAGAGAUGAUUGUCUACAACAAUGAUUGAAGUUUCUGAUGUGUCCAUUGCAUAUCAAAAGCUUCGUGUUGCUGAUGUUGGAAACAAAAUAUUUCUCCCGGAUAUUCCUGUGACUUGAACUUAUUCAAAUAUUUUUGUGUGGGAACUACAUUUUCCAGCCAUGUUCAAAUAUUCAUACAUCUAUGCUAUUGUAUUCUUGGACUUAAUUAGCAUUAGCCUCAUCAUACCAGUAUGGGGCACUCAUUUACGCUCUUUAGGCGCUAGUCACUUUCAUAUAGCCUUACUAGGUUCUACAUAUUCGUUUCUACAAUUCCUAUCUGGCACACCAAUUGGUGCACUCAGUGAUCAUUAUGGUCGAAAGAUUGUACUCAUUGUUACAAUAUGCAUUUGUGCCGUAGCUUAUUUCCUUCUAGGCUGUGUGAAAUCGUUGAUAUUCAUAAUACUAAUUCGUGUCAUUCAAGGAUGUUUAAAACACUCACAACUUUUGUGCAAGACUUUAGUUAAUGACCAAGUACCUACUGACCAACAGACUACAGUUUAUGGACGAAUGAAUGGAUUUUCAUCGCUUUCGUUCGUUAUUGGACCAAUUAUUGGUGGUCAUCUAAUGGAAAAAAGUGAAGGAUUUUAUAGCCUAGCGUGUUAUACUUCUAUAAUAUUUCUAAUUAACGCUUUAGUUGUUUAUUUUACGGUUCCUAACACAACUGUACCAAAAAAAGAAAGAAAGAGUGCAUCACCAUUUAGUGAUUUAAUGGAAGUAAAUUGGAAUGAAUGUUGGCCUGCUUUUUCGCUGAAAAUGUUGGGAGCUGCAGCGUUGUUUGCAUAUUUUAGUUCAGUUGGUCUUGCUAUGAAUGAAAAGUUCAAUUUAUCCCCAUCAGAAGCUGGUUAUACUGGUGCUUUGCAAGGACUUACAGGUGGCAUAACUGGCUUUGCAGCUGGCAAAAUAGAAAACAUAAUCUUUCCAACUAAAAAUCCAUUUACCAAAUGUUUUUAUUCCUUCAUAAUGUUGGGUAUAGGAUUUGUUAGUUUAGCCUUGGCACCAAAUUUAACUAUAUUUAUGGCAGCUAUGAUUCCAAUCAGCGCUUCAAGUACACUUAUAAGAGGAUUUAACAAUGAAAUAUUGUAUGAACAGUCUUCAUCUAAUCACAAAGGUCUAGUUGCUGGUGCAGGAGCUAGUUCCGCUGCAAUAGCAAGAUUUCUAGCACCAAUUAUAUGUGGUUUUACAAUGGACAUGUUUGGAAAUAACUCUGGGUUUUUGUUGUCUGCAUUGUUUUCAUUCACUGGAGCAGUGUUGUCAGUAUGUCUAACCAAGAGAUCAAAAGCUCAUGUUGAAUAAGUCAUUAAGUGUGUGGAAAACAGCAAUCCUUUCUAACUGUGGCAAAUUAUAAAUAUUUGGUUUG
This is a messenger RNA of Metopolophium dirhodum (rose-grain aphid), 1740 nucleotides long. RefSeq names its product major facilitator superfamily domain-containing protein 9-like. NCBI's taxonomy places the organism in Eukaryota, Metazoa, Arthropoda, Insecta, Hemiptera, Aphididae. Gene Ontology annotation, biological process: transmembrane transport. The coding region runs from base 504 to 1676 and encodes 390 amino acids. The record is from RefSeq and is a predicted model, not a curated record. Gene Ontology annotation, cellular component: membrane. Gene Ontology annotation, molecular function: transmembrane transporter activity. The transcript is spliced from 4 exons.